Galleria mellonella (greater wax moth) is the source of this 2615-nucleotide messenger RNA. RefSeq lists its product as uncharacterized. The transcript is spliced from 3 exons. Bases 456 to 1247 code for a protein of 263 amino acids. NCBI's taxonomy places the organism in Eukaryota, Metazoa, Arthropoda, Insecta, Lepidoptera, Pyralidae. The record is from RefSeq and is a predicted model, not a curated record.
GUCAAACACUAUUCAUUUGACUAUAACGAACCGAACUAAAUUGUUUUCUCUGAAUUGAAAUACAUUUUUUCUUAAGAUUUUUUUUUCUUUUUAGGUCUCUCUGACAUAAAUAAUUGAUUAAAAUAGUUGUAACGAUUGUUUGAUACGAUAUGUUAAAUUGUUGAUGUUGAUCUAGAUUUGUUUUUAGUUGAUUUGUAUUAUCAGGAUAUCGAGCUUGCUUAUCGUUUUAGUAUCAAUGCUGUUAACUCUAUUUUAGACUACAUAAAUGUUAAUUUAAUUUUUGUAAAUUAUUUAUAUGCAACCAAAUUCGUGAAAUUAUUAGUGUCAUAAUGAAUGUCUAUCUAUUUCUGUAUUUUCACAUAUCUUGGUCACUAUCAUAAGACCAAUAACAAUAGCAGAGUGACAAAGUAUUUCGUACCAAUAUUUAUGCGACAUAAGUUUUUAUAUGAAUCAUCAUGAAUCAGUACCAAACAGAACGAAGACUUUGUUGGUGUUACGCUCUACUCGCCACCUUUCUUGCUGUUUCGGUGGUUUGCAUAGCAAUACCAUAUAAUCACUGGCGGGCGACACUCGACGUUUGUCCAGGAAGUUGGCUCGAAAAUACCAAUUGUGGGUGCAUAUUCUUUGGUGUCAGCACAUUUCAGUACUUCAAUGGAGGCCAUAAUUCAUAUUGUUUGUAUGCAAUAUUUGCACCAUUACCUAUUCUGGCCUAUGCACUUAUUAUGGCGCUGUUUCAUAUGUAUAGAGUGUGCAUCAAUAAUGUGGGACAGUAUGAAGAUGAGAAAUCUACGGCAAUGGAAGAAAUUGAAGGAGAAGCCAUUGUAGUGACAACAAGGACAAGAGUAAGCCAAAAAAAUGAUGCAGUAAUAUAUUGUUGGAUACCAACAGCUUCUAUUGCUGCGAUCUUUUGCCUGUAUAAUCUGGUACAUGCUGCUAUUAUAACCAACGGCUUUCUGAAGACUUGUUCACAGUACAGAGGAUACCUUGCUAGGGAAAUCCACGCAUCUGGCGAUCACGUCUCCGUUAUUCAUUUCCGUCUCACUUGUCAAGCUAUUUUCGACUUUAUGGACUACUUGCAGAAGAAUGCACCAAACAGUCGCCGUGGAGAAUUCAUAAACACAGGUGUGGCAUUGCAAAUCGCACUUAUUACCUCGUGGGUGGCUGUAGCUUUGUGGAUAGGGGUUGUCAUCCUUACUUCAAUCAGGGCAUACAAGGAGAGGAAUGUACUGACAUGCUGCGGUAAUUAAAUUUCAGCUAUUUAACCCAGAGAUCAAUAAAAUAAAACUAUAGUACUGAAAAAUCAAAUAAUAAUAAAAACUAUAUUAAAAUAAAAUGAGCUAAAGCUCAUCAGUUUUUACAUAAUUUUGAUGAGUUACUUUAUGAAAAUCAAAUUUGUUUAUAUUUGAAUUAUUUAUAUUAAAAUGUUACACAAGCCCAGGCGUGUUCUUAUGAUUGGUCCACAUUAUACUAUAGUUAUUUUAAAUUCUGUCAAGCUCCGGUCGCCGACGAUUGUAUGCGAUCAGUUGCUGCCGUGUAGUCUGCUAUUACGCCCCGGCCCAGUGAAUAAUCAAAUCCAGCUACUGGAUUCUAUUCCAGUCAGUGCCUAUUACAUUAUUCCAACUAUAAUCCAGUGUUGGAUUUGAUCGCAAAAUCGGAAAAAUAAUGAUUAAUAUAACAUGUAUGUGUAAUAUAUUGUGUUCAUUUACUUUUUAAGCAAUCAGACAAGUAGGUAAUAAGUAAUAAUGACAUAAUUCAAUAAUAAAGUCUACCAAUGUAGUUUUUGACUGAAGUGUUUAUUGAUAGUAUUUUUGAGAUGAUUUUAUUUUAUUUUUUUAAUUACAACGAAAUAUCUAUCUAAUGUAAAGAUUAGUCCAUUAUAAAAAUGCUAAUUUCUAACCAAGUGACCAAUUUUUUUAUUGAUAGUUACCUCCAGUUAAAGACAAGUACUGUAAAGACUGAAAUAGUAACUGUGCCUAGACAUCUAUCUAUUAUAAGAUAAUAGGUAAUCACAAUAACAAUAAAUGUUCUUUAUGUAUUUUAUCUAACUACAUAAAAUAGCUAUUUUUUUAAAACACGUUUUAUUCCACCUACUAAUGAUUUACUUAUAUUUAAGUGUUUUAUGACAUUAAGGUACAUACAUAUUUUGUGUGUUGUAUUAACAAUUUGUGCCGUUUAUUUUAAAUAUAUUUAUAUAGAUAGUUAAUUGCAUACUUGUAUUUUACUUAAUUUUUAAUAUAGUAAACUAUUUAUACAAUUCGUCAAUGUUAACUUGUGCCGUCCAUUUUUAGUUAAGUAACGUAAUUUUUAUGGUAAACAUGUAUCUUCAACCGACUUCAAAAAGAAGGAAGUUCUUAAUUCGAUUGCAUUUUUUUUUUUAUUUUUUACGUCGUUACUCCGAUUUGGAAAUUAUUUUUUUACAUACUUAAAGGUUGGUCUUAUAGAUAGAACUUUACAAAAUUUGUUCAAGAGUUUAGUUUUUAUGUAAAAAUAACUGGUUUUGUCACAAUUGAAGUCGGUUCUUUGUCGUAAAACACAAUCUUAAUAAUUAUAUAAUAAUGUACAUUAUUUACAUACUUAUACAAUCGUACAAAAUAAAUGUUUGUUAUUCAUAUUAA